AUGUCUAUUUGUGAAUAGUGUAUAUAUUAAGAAAAUCGUUGCAUAGAUAUUUAAAUAUAAUAAGUAGCAUAUAUGAGUUAAUAAAAGAAGUUUAUAAUUUUGACUAAGAAAAGUGACGUAUAUUUUUUGCUUGAGGAUUCUAAAUAGAUAAUAUAAGCAACGUGUUCUUCAAAAAACAAUUAAAAACCAUUUAAAUUUCAUUAUAAUGUAAAUCAAGAUUAAAUUUAAUAACUUUUAUCUUGCCCUAGUGGUAAGUAUUUUUAUUUAGCUUAGGGAGAAUAAUGUUUUAUGUAUGAUAUGAAUUGUUAAUAAAUUAGAACUAUUAACGUUAAAGGAAAAAUUAAAAUUUUUUCAGAUUAAAGUGAUUUAAUAAUCUUAGAUGAAAUCGAUUAAAUAACAUAAAAAAAAGAUUUAACUGUGUUAACAAAUGUGAUAUCAUAAAAAACCAUUAAUAAAUUGGGAGAGGAAGAAAAAUAAAUAAUAGGAAACCCUUCAUUUGAUAUUCUUAAAGGAUCAUUUAUCAAAUUUGGCCCUAAUUCAUUAUUUUUAUCAGAAUCAAAAAAGAAAUAAAUUUCUUUUAUAAUUGAUUCGAGUAAAAAGAGUUUGAUUGAAACAUAUUUUAAUAGGAUGAAUUUAAAUAAUGUAAAUUUAGUAGAUACAGAUAAUUUGCAUUAUUCUGAAAUUAGUUUGAAAGAUCUUUAAAAUAUAAUGUUUUCAAGAGUACCUUUAUAAUUAUGUACAACUGAAAAUGGAACUUUAAUUCCAUUAGUAGAUGGAUUUAGAUAAGAAGCUUCCAUAUAAUAGAAAGUAUCUGUUUAUGAGAAGGCAAAACAGUUAAAGCUAGGAUUUAUUGAAGAAUAUUUAAAAAAUGAUAUAUCUAAGAUUUUUGUAAUAGGAAUUAUAGGAAAACAAUCUUCAGGGAAAAGUUAUUUAUUAAAUAGAGUUUUUGGUACUAGAUUUUCUGUUUCAUCUGCAAGAUGCACUGAUGGUAUUUGGGCAAGUAUAGGCUGGAUUGAAGGAUAAAAAUUUUUGAUUUUAGAUUGUGAAGGAUUAUUUAAUUCAGCAAGAACAAAUUAAGAAGAAGUUUAAAUGCUAGCAUUUUUGACAGCCAUUUGUGAUAUAUCUAUUUUGAAUUCUGAUAUCACUUUCAAUCGUUAUAUGAAUGAAUUAUUUAAUAAUUUAACUAAUGCUUCAUCUUAUUUAAAAGGGGAAACUUUAUUUAAAGGAAAUUUACAUAUAGUUUUAAGAGAUGUUAGCUCUAAUGAUAACUCUGGAAUAGAUAAUGAAUUAUUAAGCAAUCUUUAUAGAUUGAAAUCCUCAGAGUCAUAAGAUAUUGUUUUCUUAAAGAAAUUAUUUAAUAAUAACUUUACGGUUGAGAAAUUAUUUAAUUUCGAACACUCAAAGUUUGAUGAAUAAAUAAUAAAUCUUCGUCAAUAUUUUUCUAAGGUUGCUUAGGCAUCUAAACGAUGGGAAGAUGGAAAUAAAUUAUUAUAAAUGAUGAAGAUAUUGCUUUGCCAAUUAGAAUUAUCAGAUCAUGGAAAUGCAUAUUUGAUUGAUUUGAAACUAUAAAUUGAAAAAAUUAUUGAAAAUCAAAAAAAUUUAUGGGACAAAUUUUCAACAAAUCAUCAAUAAAUGAUAAGAUUAGAUUAAUAAAAAUAUUAAUUUCCUCAGGGUGAAAUUAUUUUUUUCAACAUUUCUUUAUUGAAAUAACUAUAAGAGGAUCUUUAACUUAAUGAUACGAUUAUGAAUCACAAUUAAAAUUUAAAUAUUAUGGAAACUGAAUUUAAUAAUUUAAUGACAUCUAGAAAAGAACAAAUUUUAUAAUAGACUAAAGAGUAAUUAUACAGAUUUUAGUAACCAGAAAUGAUUGAAAUUAUAAGUAAAGAAGAAGGAUUGUUAGCUAAUUAUAUUAAUAAUUAAAUUUAAUAAUAUUAGUUUUGUAAAGAAAAAUGUUCUGAAUGCUAUUUAAAUUGCAAUUAAUUUAAGAAUCAUAUCAAAGAAUAUGAUAAAUUAAUGAACAAGUUAUAAACUACAAAAGUAGCAUUAGAAAAAGAAAUUGCUGAAUCAAGCAUUUAAAAUGAGGAUUAAGAACAAUAAAUUAACAAAAGGUUGUCAGAAAUUAUUGAAUAACUUUAAAAAUAAGAUUUUUAAAUUUCUAAAUUUGAAAAAAUAAUAAAGAAAGAUGAAGAGGAAAAACAACUAUUAAAAUGUAUUUAGAAUUUAUCUUAAUUUGAAUUUUGUGACACAGAAAAUAAUUAGUUAAAAUUAGAAGCUUUUUAAUAAAGUUUAGGCAAAGAUGAAACUUAAUAAUAGAAUUUAAAGUUAGAGUUGACUGUUGAGAAUCUUGAUUAAUUAUUCUGUUUGAUUGGUGCCAACUCCAAGUAAAAAUAACAAUAAUCCAGUAAAAAUGCAGAAGUUCUCAGAGAGAACAAAAAUAAUUAAAAAUAGUUAUAAAAUAUAUUAGAGGAUGUUUAAAAUAAAAUAAUAAAAAAUGACUUAAAUCAAAAACAAUUAUUAGACUAAUAAGAUCAACUUUACCAAAAAGCAAAAGAAUUUUAGAAAUAUAUAAAAGAAAUUGAUUAAGAAUAAUAAAUAUUAUAAAAUAAUCUUUCACAAGUAAUAAAUCUUAGAAUUGAUAAUAAUAAUUUAAUUAAAUAGUUAGAAGAAAUAUCAUCAUAACUGCAAAAUGAAGAAAAAAACCUGGAAUUCAUAUAAGAAUAAAUUAAAAUAUAAGAACAAAAAAAAUAGUAGCCUUGUUUAGAUAAAUUCUGUUUUUAUAAUGAGAGUGAUUUAUUUGAGGAAUUUUAAGAAAUUAGAAAAGAAAAAGAAAUGAUUCUUUAGGAAAUUGAUAAGCUGUAAAAAUAAAAAGAGAAACUUCAUAAAUUGGAGUCUAUGAAGCAAGAAUAAGCCAAUAUGUCUGUCAAAAAAUAAAAGGAAAAAGAAAAAUAUGAGAAUGAUCUUAAAAUUUCAAUUCAAAGUGAUCUUACUAAAAAAAAGAAUGAAAUUGAAUUAAAUUUACAACUUUAUUAAUAGUAAUUAAAUAAGUAAAAGUUUGAAGAUCUAGAAAUUUUUGAAGAAAUAAUAAAUAAAGAAAGUUAAAAUAUUUCAAGUGAUUCAUUGAAAAAAAAUACUUAUCACUAGUUUUUAAAUUUUAAAAAAGCUGAAGAAAAGGAUUCAGAAGAAGAGUUGUAAAAUUUGUAUAUAUAGUUUUAAAAGACUGAAUAAAAUAUUAAAAAUUUGGCAAAAGCAUAGGAAUAAAUAUUCAAAUAUUAGAAUAUUUAAAAUUGUAAGAUAGAAGCUGAGAAUUCUUUGAGUGAGAACUAAAAAGAAUUGGUUAAAAUAAAUGAAUAAAAUAGAUUCAUAGUAAUAGAAUAGGAAACUUUGAAAAGGAAUAUGUAAGAAGCAAAUAUAUAAAAUGACUUACUGAAUACUAACAACAACAAAUUGAUAAAUGAAAAUGAAUAAAUUGAAAAAGCUUUAUAGAAUAAUGAAUAAUGGAAAGAAUAAAUUUCAGAAUGUUUGAAAAUUCUAUAUAUUAUAGAUGAAUCUAAAUAAAUUGCGAUGCUUUAAGAAUUUGAAGAAUGCAAACAAUAUUAAUAACUUCAAAAUUCUGACUUAACCUACACGAAAUAAUGCUAAUUAUUGAAAGAUGAAAAAGAAACUUUGCUAAAGGAAAAAUAAGAGUUAGAUUAAAGAAUUCAAUUAUAUUUUUAAGUAGGAGAAGGGAAAUAAUAAUUAAAAGAAUUAUUAAACUAAAUUUAAAAAUUAGAAAAGUUAUAAGGUAAUGUUCAUUCAUGUCAAAGAUAAAGUCAUUUAUGUGAAGAAAAAUGUUAAGCAUGUCCAGAUAAAUCAUGCAAUCAUAAAGCCGGACAUGAUGAAAAGUAAGAGCAUCUUUGUUCAAAAUUAGAUCAUAUAUGUGAUAUGAACUGUAGUGUUUAGGAUUGUUAAAAUAAAUGCAAAAAUAUUAGAAAUCAUAGUGGUAAUCAUACUUGUAAUAAUAAACAUAUAUGUAAGAAGAUUUGUGACUAUUGUGAUAAAUAAUGUUAAUAUGAUAAAACUGAGAUUCAUCAGAGCCAUAUAUGUCUAGAUAAGAAUAAUGGAUGUAAUUAAGAAUGUGAAUUAUGUGAUAAAAAUUGUAAAGAAUAACAUCAACAUUCUAUAAAAAGUGGUACUUAUUGUGAGAAAAAGUGCUCAAAACAUCAUCAACAUUAAAGAUAACCAACUGGAACUCAUCUUUGCAAUGAUAUCCAUUAUUGCAAGGAAACAUGUACUAAAUAGGGAAUUUGUAAUGUAGAAUAUGAAUCAGUCUAGGCAACAUGGAAAAGUAAAAUCUCUGAAUUCUAAUAUACUAAAUAUAUUCCAAAGAAUGGUGGUAAAAAGAAAUGUAUGCAUCAGAUUCCAAAAGGGAAAUAUAAUCAUGAUUAAGAACAUGUUUGUAUGCGUGAUACUGAUUUUUAAUAUCAUUUUUGUGAUUAAAAAUGUCCUGAGUGUUAAUCAUUUUGUGAAUUAAAAUAUGAUCACAAAGGCUUACAUUAUUCAAGCAAGCAUAGAAAUAAAGAUGAUUAAAAAUUUACAUUAUAAAAAGGGAAAAAAAAUUAAAUUAAAGUAGUAAGUGAGGAUGGCAAAACGGUUAAAAAUUAUGUAGUUGGAGAUGUUUCUUCUCCUGAAACUUGUAGAGAGAGUUGCAAAAGAAGAGGAAGAGGUCAUUUUCAUUUAAUUGAAUGCAAAGGUGGAUAGUAAUGUCUAGAAAAAAGUGAGUAAAAAAGAUAUGCUAGGCAUUCACAAUAAAAAUAUUUAGGAUUUGAAUUUCAAAAAUUUGAUGAAAUUCUUUGCUUUCAAUUUUGGGAAUUAAAAAUGUGGGCUCAUCCUUUACAAAAUACAGAAGACAUUGAUAUUAUUUAAUCUUGUGAUGCCUAUUGUCCACUAUGCUAAAAUAAUAAAUCAUUUUGUGAAGAAAGAGGUUGGCAUACCCAUUCUGAUAAAAUAAAAGAUCACAAAUUUCCAUGCAGUUUAAAUCAUCAAUAAGAUAUAUUUCAUGGAAUUGAUGUUGCUUUUGUAAUUGAUACAACUGAAUCUAUGUCUAAAUACAUUAAAUCUUGCAUUGAAAUCAUCAAAAAAACUAUGUAAAAUUUUUAAAAGUUUAAAAAGCAUCUUAAUUAAUGUCAAUUUGCAAUUGUUUCAUAUAAAGAUCAUACAUUUCCCUAUGAUGUAAAUUAAUAAAUAAUUUAAGUUUAAAAUUUUGCAUCUGAAGAUGUAAUUAAUUAAUUUUUGGAAUCAUUGUAAGCUUAAGGUGGAGAUGAUUAUCCAGAAGCAUUAUUAGAUGGAUUAAAUGCAUCAAUUAAAUUAAAUUGGAAUGAAAAAAACAUCAAAAUUAUAUAUUUGAUUGCUGAUGCUCCUCCUCAUGGCAAUAAUGAUAAUAAGAAGUAAACAAAGUAUCACAGUUUCAAAGAUAGUUUUCCUGAUGGAUGUCCAUGUGGAUUAAAAUAAAAAGAAAUUUUGGAACAAUUCUAGUAAUUAAAUAUAUAACUAAAAAUUGUAAAAUUAAACUCAACUCUUGAGAUGAUGAUAUCUAAUUUUAAAGAAGAAUAUUAAAAUUUAAUCGAACUAACUCCUCAAAAUAUGGAGUAAAUUGAAUUUUAAAAUAUUCUAGUUAUGGAUAUUUGUAAAUAUCUGGAACAUAACGAAAUUACAUAUCAAUUUAAAUAAUGAGUUUACCAGUUAAAAAUAUUGAAUUUAAAAUAUAUAAUUAAUAUUGA
Messenger RNA from Paramecium sonneborni, 5756 nucleotides. Lineage: Eukaryota; Ciliophora; Oligohymenophorea; Peniculida; Parameciidae. The record is from the annotation of a GenBank genome assembly.